Molecule: messenger RNA, 444 nt
Organism: Colletotrichum fioriniae
Lineage: Eukaryota; Fungi; Ascomycota; Sordariomycetes; Glomerellales; Glomerellaceae
Source: RefSeq, a predicted model, not a curated record
AUGGCGGCCGAAAGCGUAGGCCUGGCAGCCUCGGUUGCCGGCCUGCUAUCUCUAGGCUUGCAGAUCACCGGCGGCAUCAUCAAGUACAUGGACGCCUUUGAGGGCCGUGACGAUGAACUACGAAACGUCAAGAAACAGAACGACAACUUGGCAGGCACACUCCGUGCGAUGAAGACGGUGUUAGCUGGUCUGCAAGGCCAAAAUCUUGCAGUCACUGCUGCAGUUGAUCAGAACAUACGAAGCUGCGAGGAGGACCUUCAAGCCAUCGAAGCUCUAUGCAUCAAGCUUUCUGAUCGCGCCGGCAGCACCUGGACGAGCCGGCUGGAGAAUAAGAAGAAGAAGGUGACUUUUGCGUUUCAUCGAAACAAACUUCGAGACCUUGAGCUACAGCUGCAAAAGGCUCACUGUACUCUACAGCUGAUACAGAGUAGCUUGGGACUGUAA